UGAACAGCCCAGCAAAGUGAGGGAUGUAAAAUUCUGUCAGUGUUGCCAACAAAAAUUUGAAUGUCAUCAACCAGAGUUUAAAGGAGAAACGCGCGAAAUUUCGUGAUGUCUUUAACUCUGUGUCAGAGUAAUCGGAUUUAUAACUAUUUUUUUUCACACUGUCUAACCGUAAGUCUAGAAUGUCCGAACUGUGAACUUGUUGAUCGUUCUGUUUGCUGAACUUUGGUAAUCAUGGCAAACAAUGCCAAAUACUCAGAAGACGAAAUAGAGCGCAAAAGAUUAUCAGCUUUGUGUCGUAAAGAGCUGUCUCGAAAGUUAACAGGUAGUCAGGGAAAUUCGUCGAAUCUCAAUUCCCUGUCAAUUAAUAAUGGGACUUCAGGAAAUGUCCCAACAGUUUCCCCAUGUAGGGAACAAAGAUCAGGGAACUCCUUCGUCAUGCAUUCACCAAGCCGGCAGAACCAUCGAUACAAUCCUCUCAAGAGCAAAGAUCCACAAAACUUUGCAUCCAAAUCUUCCACAAUUCAGAUUAAGUUCGUCAUGAUCAGUGACGAAAGAUUUUCUGUCAUAAUCUCUGAAUUUCAAGAACAAAUCAUCAGCAUUUUCAAAACUAUUCCGAGUAGAUCUUACGAUUUAAAAACCAAAACUUGGGAUUUUCACGUGAAGGAUUACAACGAUCUCGUAAAAAAAUUAUCUCAGUUAAAACCUAGAGUAUCUAUCGAGAACUUGCCACCCAGCAUACUUCAGGUAUUCAAAAAAGAAGUAAACACCGAUUACAAUUCCGUAGAUUUGACAAGUAUUGAUAAAAAAUUGGUGGAAAGUUUGAUGCCGUUUCAACGAGAAGGUGUUUGUUAUGGGAUUUUGAAAAAUGGUCGCUGCAUUAUCGCAGAUGAGAUGGGACUCGGUAAAACGAUACAAGCAUUAGGAAUUGUUCAUUAUUAUAGAAAUGAUUGGCCGCUUCUCAUCGUCAGCCCAUCGUCUGUUAGGUAUCAAUGGUCAGAAGCUAUUUAUACGUUCUUACCUUCUGUGCCGACACAUUACGUGCAUCAUUAUACAACCGCUAAAGACACUUUCGGCGAUGCUAAAAUCGUCAUAAUGUCUUACGAUAUCCUGAAGCGGGCGAUUAGCUCACUCGAAAGACACGUGUUCGGCGCAGUUAUAUUCGAUGAAUCUCAUUUCUUGAAGAGUCCAAAAUCUGCACGUUCAGUGGCCGCAUCUGUCGUAGCUUCUCAAGCGCGAAGAGUUGUGUUGCUUAGCGGUACACCAGCCCUUUCACGCCCUAAGGAAUUGUAUUUUCAAAUCAACCUUGUUAUGCAGAAAUUUCUUGGAUUUCACGAAUUCGGCAUUAGAUAUUGUGCUGGCACUUUCGGCAAAUUUGGCUGGGAAUACGGGGGUUCUUCAAACAUGCAAGAGCUGCAACUGCUAUUGAACCGCUGUUGUCUAAUUAGACGUAUAAAAUCUGAAGUACUGACCCAGUUGCCGUCCAAAAUACGAGAAGUUGUAAUUUUGGAUCCAAAGUUGAUUAAAACAGAAACACAAAAAAUGAAGAAAAUCGCCGAGGCCGUACAACGCGAAAGUUUUAAGAACUCCGAAGGAAACACCGCGUUACUGCAGCAUUAUAGAGAAACGGCUGAGGUGAAAACAAAAGCGAUAUGCAAUUACGUCAAUGACUUGCUGGAAAGUGAUACGAAGUUUUUGAUAUUCGCUCACCAUUUGACGGUCCUUAAUGAAAUAUGCAAGACCAUCUCAUCGAAAAAUGUUAGCUAUAUUAGAAUCGACGGAUCAACAAAAUCCGAGGAGCGAAAAGUGCGAUGCGACGUGUUCCAAGAACAAGACGACUGUUUGGUUGCUGUUCUUUCUAUAACAGCGGCAAGCACAGGCAUCACUUUGACUGCCGCGCAGCGCGUUGUGUUUGCCGAACUGUAUUGGAAUCCUGGAAUUUUGUGCCAAGCCGAAGAUAGAGUGCACAGAAUCGGCCAACAAGGAAGCGUGCUGAUCCAAUUUCUUAUCGCUAAAAACACGGCUGAUGACCAUUUGUGGAAAUUGAUGCAAACGAAACUCAAUGUUCUGAAUAAAGCUGGGCUUGGGCAGAAUUUUGCGGUGGAAAAAUCGACUGAGGCCAAACGAGGUAACGAAACUCCGUCCAAUCAGUCAAACUUGCUCUCGUUCUUCACAAAAGCAAGUGUUCAACAGGAUUCCGCAGCACAUCGCGAGAAAAUUGAAGAUGUUCAUCAGUUACUCGAAGAAGAUGACGAUGCGCUGAUCACGCUUAAUUUAGACGGACUCGAUGAGGAUUGUUGAGAUAUAUCAAAUUUUAGUUACAUUAAUUUUGUAUAAAAACUACGUAUUUGUGAGAUUGAUACUUGAUUUUCAUACCGAUUAAAAAAAACGAAAUAUCGCAAUAUCUUACACGGAGUGUUUUUUAAAGUAUCAAUCCGAUUAACUUAUCUCCCUAACGACUCGCCUCAUUUUUGCGCAAAUAAGACUGCCAGUUAGUAUCAUGUUUCUUAAGUCUGAACGGAAAAGCAACAAGCAUUGAUAUCACGCAUAAUUUCCAAGUAAUGAUCAUUUCAACUUACUGAUGUGUCGUUGUAUUUCAGAGAAAUAUGAUAUAAAGUAUUUUUCAUAUGAUGCUUUCGCGAAUAAAUAGGUAUCAUCUGUUAUUGGGUGAGUAAACAAAAUUAAAAAAAAAAAAUGAAAAUAUUUAUAUUAGUAUUGAAAAAAAUUUAUAUAAAAAUUCGACAAAAAUUUCAAGAAACAUCAUUUUAGAGCUGAAUAUACUAAUUAAUAAAUGGUUGUCGUAUUUAAUCACGAAUGUCGAAUUUUACCGCUAAUUUUGCUGGACAUCGACUCGAUCUCACAAAAUAUAGACUUUAACGGUUUGUACAAUGUGUUCUGUGCUUUGAUAAUUCAUAAAUUUACCUAAAAAGCUGGAUCGGCUGAUCGUUCGAUUCAACUCCAUGCUGUUUCAAACUAAAUUACAUCGAGUAUGAUCGUUAACUCAUUUCAGGAUAAUAAGAUUGUUAAGAUCAUCUGAAAUUAGUAGUAUUCAGCCACGUGUAAUUUCGUCAACUUUACAGAGAUUCAACGUUUUUUUAAGCUCGAUCGUGGGUUUGUUAAAUUUGAAACUAACGCAAACAAACUUAAACGUAAAAAAUAUGUUGUAU
Molecule: messenger RNA, 3164 nt
Organism: Neodiprion virginianus
Lineage: Eukaryota; Metazoa; Arthropoda; Insecta; Hymenoptera; Diprionidae
Gene: Marcal1
Product: SWI/SNF-related matrix-associated actin-dependent regulator of chromatin subfamily A-like protein 1
Exons: 13
Coding region: 232-2298 (688 amino acids)
Biological process (GO): replication fork processing; DNA repair
Cellular component (GO): nuclear replication fork
Molecular function (GO): ATP-dependent chromatin remodeler activity; ATP binding
Source: RefSeq, a predicted model, not a curated record